GAGUAGCUGUCUGCUGUCUAUUUUUUUAUGUCAUUUGUGAUUCAACGAUAUAGGAGGUUCCUGGGUACAUAUAGUGUAAGAAUUGAGUGGAUAUUUAUCGCGUCGUAGUAAAAUAUCGAGUAAACUUUUUAAAACAGUAGCUCUUUGUGCUUCGCUGAACUGAACUGAACUCACGGAAACAACGAUCGAUCUCGAGAAGAUGGGCCGAUCCCGUUCUAGAACGAAAUCACCGAGCAGACGGCGUCACAAGAGCAAGCAUUCUCGCAAGCGAUCCAAAUCGCGUGAGAAGCACUCCAACAACAAAUAUUCAGACAAACCGAAAGAACGUAGUUCCAAGUCCAGAAAACGAUCCCAUUCCGCAUCAUCCAGCAGUGGUUCAGAAGUAUCAGACGAUGUGCACAUCGUCAGUCACAAAAAACGCUCGUACAGAGAUAGGGAUCGAAAAAUGGAUGAAGUGGAAAGACUGGCAGAAAUGGAGCGACAAAGGAAAAAGAAAGAAUUAAUGAACAAAAUCUUCACUACGAGCACAGCUGGACGUCAGCGCGAGGUGGAACAAAAAAUGGUAGAGGAGGAAGCAGCCAAACGUAUUGAAGAACUUGUACAAAAAAGGGUAGAAGAGGAGCUUGAGAAACGUAAAGAAGAAAUUGAAGCAGAGGUGCAAAGGCGGGUGGAAGAAGCAAAGAGGGCUAUGGAGCGUCAAGUGAUGGAGGAGAUGGAAUGGAGGCAAGCAAAACUACGUGAGGAGGAGAAACGAAGAGAGGAGGAAGAGCGGAAGAAGCGUGAGGAACUAGAGAGGAUUAUGGAGGAGAACAACAGAAAGAUAGAAGAGGCUCAGAAGAAAUUGGCUGAAGAAAGAUUGGCUAUGGUCGAAGAACAGCGUUUAAUGGAAGAAGAAAGGCAAAAAAUGAGAAAGGAGCAUGAAAAACGCGUUAAGGAGGAACAGAAGAGGAUCUUAGGCAAAAAUAAUUCGAGGCCUAAAUUAUCCUUCACCCUAAAAUCGGUUACGUGAGUGUGUGUUGUUUCAUACAGUUUGAUGUGAUAUGUACACAAAAUCUUGUCAGUUUUUGUAUUUGGUUCGCGGGAACAGUCGUUACAGACCGCACCUACAUAAGUACAUUGUAGACGAAUGCAGUAACGUAAGAUCCAAAGUUCACCCUAAUGUAUUCAAAAUAGUUGUUGAAAUCAGGCAAGAUUGUAUUUUAUUUGAUUGUGAUGUUGAUGGAUGAUCAGAAUUAAAUAAUUCUCAUCUUGUGAGGUUUCAACACAGAUACAAAUGGGAUUUCACAUUAUGCGAGAGUACGCUAACAUCAGUAUGAACACAACAAAACAAGUUUUUAAUCAUGUAAAAGUAUAUAUAAUGGUAAAAAACACAUAAUAUCUUUAACUAAAAUAUACCUUUGAAAAAAGAUUUUAGCUUUAUAUAUCAUAUUUUGAAAUAUUUUUUUAAACAGUUGUGUCGCGUUCUAUCUGAUGUAAGUGUAUUGUAGCCUAUUUAAAUGUGUUCUAUAUGAUUUAUACAUAUGUAAUUUGUACAUUAUAAAUCCUCUAUUAUCAUCUUAAUAUACAGAAAUGCAAUAUUUUAUUUCAGUGAAACGAAUUAAAUCAUGUGCAUUGCAAAAAUAGUGAAUUAAUUGUUCAUAUUGUUAAAUUAAAUGUAAUUUUUUACGCAAGACAUCGUGAAUAAUAAUCGCCAUUAUAAUUUUCAUUUUUUUCAACAGUUAUCUAUUUUAUGAACAUAAUAACAUAUGAAUCUGAAUAUCUGAAAUAUAAUAACAUAAACAAUUUUCACAGCAGUGUGAUAUAAUCAAGCAACUAUUUUACAAUUAUGAUUAUACACAUCCACAUUUUUAGAAUCUGACAAAAAUGUAUUUAUUCUGCAAAAUGAGAAUGAAAUGAUGAUUUUACAAUAAAAAGACAAAUUAAAA
Messenger RNA from Formica exsecta, 1925 nucleotides. It is a transcript of the gene Arglu1, whose product is annotated as UPF0430 protein CG31712. The coding region runs from base 200 to 1009 and encodes 269 amino acids. Gene Ontology annotation, molecular function: cadherin binding. The record is from RefSeq and is a predicted model, not a curated record. Lineage: Eukaryota; Metazoa; Arthropoda; Insecta; Hymenoptera; Formicidae. The transcript is spliced from 7 exons. Gene Ontology annotation, cellular component: nucleoplasm; mitochondrion.